CGCAGGCGUAAACUUAGUUGCGCGCAGGUUCCAUCUUUCUCUCCUAGUUCGCAUAUCGUCUCACGUACGCAACUUCGAAACGAAGUCACACAGUUUUUUGCACUUGUGUCUUAUAACAUAAAAUAUCGAUUAUGGCCCCACCAUCAUAUAAUGAUUUAGGCAAAAGUGCUCGAGAUUUAUUUUCCAGUGGAUAUCAUUUUGGUCUAAUUAAAUUAGAUGUAAAAACCAAAACAAAAUCAGGUGUAGAAUUUUCUAGUGGUGGAGUAUCUAAUCAAGAUACUGGAAAAGUAUUUGGUUCUUUAGAAACUAAGUACAAUAUUGAUGAUUAUGGAUUAAAAUUUAGUGAAAAAUGGAAUACUGAUAAUACCCUUGCUACUGAUAUUACUUUUGCUGAUAAAUUGCUCAAAGGUCUUACUCUUGGUUAUGGCUGUACUUUUUCUCCACAAACUGGGACAAAAACUGGAAAAUUAAAGACAGCUUAUAAACAUGAUAAUGUAUCUGCAGCUGCUGAUUUUGAUCUUAGUCUUUCUACUGGUCCUUUGGUAAAUGCAUCAACUGUUGUAGGAUAUCAAGGUUGGCUAGCUGGUUAUCAGGCCUGUUUUGAUACGCAAAGAAACAAACUUACAAAGAAUAAUUUUGCACUUGGAUAUACUGCUUCAGACUUUACUCUUCAUGCAGCAGUGAAUAAUGGCUGUGACUUUAGUGGCCUCAUUUAUCAUAAAGUAAAACCAGAAUUAGAAGGUGCAAUUAAUUUGGAAUGGAAUUCAAGUAAUAAUGUAACACAAUUUGGAAUUGCUACAAAAUAUAAUCUUGAUAACGAUGCAUCUAUUAGAGCUAAAGUUAAUUCUAAUCUUCAAGUUGGUUUGGGAUAUCAACAAAAAUUACGUGAUGGUGUAACUUUGACACUUUCUACAAAUAUUGAUGGAAAGAAUUUUGGAUCUGGUGGACAUAAGAUUGGUCUUGCAUUAGAUCUUCAAGCUUAAAUAUCAUUACAGACACAAAAGGACUUGAUUCACUUUAAGGAUCAUUUUAUGAUCUUUGUGUCAUAAAACAGUAUCACAUUACAUGCUUCAGAUAAAAUAUUGCCUAUAACAUAAAUAGGUUUAUCCCAAAAUAGAUGCCACAUAUAAUAUGUAUGAAAACGGUAUGGUAACAAUAUCUUAUCAUGAACAAUACGAUUUAUAAAUUCUUAAAUGAAAUAGAAGUGUAUUAUUUUUUGUGUAUAA
Molecule: messenger RNA, 1226 nt
Organism: Apis cerana (Asiatic honeybee)
Lineage: Eukaryota; Metazoa; Arthropoda; Insecta; Hymenoptera; Apidae
Product: voltage-dependent anion-selective channel
Biological process (GO): monoatomic anion transmembrane transport
Cellular component (GO): mitochondrial outer membrane
Molecular function (GO): voltage-gated monoatomic anion channel activity
Source: RefSeq, a predicted model, not a curated record